This is a messenger RNA of Vitis riparia (riverbank grape), 3162 nucleotides long. RefSeq names its product phosphatidylinositol 4-kinase gamma 7-like. The record is from RefSeq and is a predicted model, not a curated record. The transcript is spliced from 3 exons. The coding region runs from base 644 to 2533 and encodes 629 amino acids. Lineage: Eukaryota; Viridiplantae; Streptophyta; Magnoliopsida; Vitales; Vitaceae.
AAAGGGUGUGGAGGUGGAGGAGGAGGAGGAGGAGGUGGUGCUGGUUUUUUGUGGGCUUUGUCAGGGGCCUGUCAGACGAAGCCGAUCCAUUUCGUAGCCGUUGGAUCUCCUCCAUCUUCCAUCCCAGCUACCCAUUCUUGAUUCUUCUCCUCCUUCUGACAUAGUCUGCCCCGUGAUUGCCGCCGCCUCAAGUUUUGAUAUUCUCUGUCAAGUGAGGAUCAAAUGGAUGAAGUGAACAAAGUAAGAUGACUUUUUGUAUGCUCUGAGUAUUAAGUUGCAUCCAUGGUAUGCAAAAUUUUGAUUAUUUUGUUGGUGACUGGAACGACUUUAAUGCAGAAUUUGAGAAAAAUUGAUGAUGAUGAUGAGAUUGAGAUUUUGAUUUUUGUGAAUCAUAAGGCGCCAAUGGAUGGAUUCCCUAUUGUAGCAAUCUGCAUCUGUACCACAUAUCUCAUUUUCUAGUUGAACAAUUGUUGGGGGAAUUCAUUUAACACCAGUUGAUUAAUGAUUGUUUCUCAGACAUCCAUCGCUCUCAUUCAAUCGGGGUCAGCGAUUGAGUUUGGUGCCCGCUUGAGAGAGAAGUACCUCUUUGCUGCCACCAUCUCCAUAUUUGACCUUGGAGGUCCCGUGUUUUCUGACUCAUUCCAUGUCUCGUGAGUUGGAUAGUCCCGUUCAGACCCAGAUGGCUGUUGCAGUUCCCAAUGGCCCAUGCACUGGUGAGUACCAUGUGAGCACCAGAACGGAGGGAAAACCUGCUGGAAGGAGGCGUGUUUUUGUUCAAACCGAAACUGGGUGUGUUCUGGGAAUGGAGUUGGAUCGCAGUGACAAUGCCCAUACAGUGAAAAGGAGGUUGCAACUUGCCUUAAAUGUUCCCACUGAGGAGAGCUCUUUGACAUUCGGGGAUUUGAUCCUGAACAAUGAUCUUAGUGCGGUUCGAAAUGAUUCCCCGCUUCUUCUCACAAGGAACUGCCUUCACAGAAGCUCUUCAACUCCGUGUCUCUCGCCUACUGGAAAGAAUCUCCAGCAAAGAGACCAGAGUGGUCCUAUUGAGAUAUUAGGGCGCUUUGGUCGCUUGGCUAGAAUAAAUGAACUGGUUAAGGACAUCGUGACAGCAAUUAAACAUGGUGUUGAUCCCAUCCCUGUCCACAGUGGCCUUGGAGGUGCUUACUAUUUCAGAAACAAAAAAGGUGAGAGUGUCGCCAUUGUGAAACCAACGGAUGAGGAACCUUUUGCACCAAACAAUCCAAAAGGUUUCAUAGGUAAAGCUCUUGGGCAGCCUGGCCUAAAGCGUUCAGUGCGUGUUGGAGAAGCAGGGUUCCGUGAAGUGGCUGCCUACCUUUUGGACCGAGAUCAUUUUGCCAAUGUGCCAGCAACCGUUCUUGUGAAAAUCACACACUCAGUCUUUAAUGUCAAUGAUGGAGUGAAUGGAAACAAGCUUCACAACAGGAAAAAAGUCAGCAAGAUUGCAUCUCUCCAGCAGUUUAUUCCUCAUGACUUUGAUGCCGGUGACCAUGGAACAUCAAGCUUUCCAGUUGCCGCUGUACAUAGAAUAGGGAUAUUAGAUGUUAGAAUCUUUAACACUGACAGGCAUGCAGGAAACCUUCUGGUCAGAAAGCUUGAUGGAGUUGGGACGUUUGGUCAGGCGGAGCUCAUUCCAAUUGAUCAUGGCCUUUGCCUGCCAGAGAGCUUGGAAGAUCCGUAUUUUGAGUGGAUCCAUUGGCCUCAGGCAUCGAUUCCCUUCUCUGAGGAUGAGCUUGAGUAUAUAAACAAUCUUGACCCCGCUCGUGAUUCUGAGAUGCUGCGGAUGGAGCUGCCCAUGAUUCGAGAGGCCUGCCUCCGGGUUCUGGUGCUAUGCACAAUUUUUCUCAAGGAAGCAGCAAUUUUUGGACUCUGUCUUGCUGAGAUUGGUGAGAUGAUGAGUAGGGAAUUUCGGUGCAACUAUGAGGAGCCAAGUGAGCUUGAGGUUGUAUGCCUUGAGGCGAGGAGGAUCUUAGCUGAUAGAGAGGUGAUAGUUUUAGAUGCGGAAGGAGGAGAGCAAGAGUUUCAGUUUGAUUUAGAUUGUGAGGAUGCAGAAGUUGAUAUGCCUCCAAAGCUGUCAAGGGAUUCCCUGAAAAAAGGGUCAUUUCAGAAUGGGUUCAAAGGUGUGCCUGGUCGAAAUCCUCUCUCUAGACUGGAUGAGUGUAGUGAAGAGGAUGAAAUUGAGGUAGAUGGUGGGCUGGGUUGGGACCAGUUUCAAAAUGUUGCAAAGCUGUCCAUCUCAAUGAAAAAAGUUGGCUUGGGUGAGAGGAACCCGUGGAAUUAUGGUGGUAUACCCAAAGGCACUCGUGCAGGAGGGGGUACAUCAUCUGGGAACAGAAGGAGUGCAAAUGAGCAGCUAGCAGCGACCACGAGCUUUGUGACCCUUGCAGACAUGAGUGAGGAGGAGUGGAACCUUUUCCUUGAAAGGUUCAAGGAACUUCUUUAUCCUGCUUUUGCUAAUCGGCAAUCUGCGACCCUUAGGCAGAGACAGAGGCUCGGAUCUUCAUGCCAAUUUUGAGUUGGUUGACCUAUUUACCUGUUAAAAGCUGAAGAAGAAUAGAAAGUGAUAAAGAUAGCGGGAGUUGGGGAUUUGUCAGUCGGUUAAUUUCACCAUGUUUCUGCUUGGAAGAAGAUACUAUAGUCGGUGAAAAGUAGGAAAGUAGUGUAAAUAUGCUUAAGAUCAUAAGGGCAGUCAUAUCUAGGGAAGGAGUGACGAUGGAUCACAUCUAUCCUCCCUUUUAUUUCCUUUCUCCCAUGCUUUGUUGUUUUAUUUGCUUAUUGAGUUAGAAGAGUCUUAGAGAACACUUAGAAAAGGAAAAGAUUAAAAGCCAAGUUAUAUUUUUGUUAUAGAAUAGAAAAUUGAUAGUGUGUAGUGUAAGUGUAAUGUUGGACUUGUUUUGAGUCAUAGUUGUGUAUUUUGCAUUGGACCGAUCGAUGUUAUGUACCCAGGUUUUUUUUUUUUUUUUUUCCUUUAUUAUAAAUUGCCUAGUAUAUCUGGAAUCCGUGUGCUGUAGCAGUUCAAAGCAUUUUCCAAAGAUGGCCCCAGGAGUGGUGGGAGAACACAUUUUCAUCUUUCUUUUCUGUAAUAUGGUGAUGUCUCACGUUCUAUGAUGUGCGAUAUAAAUCUAUCAUGACAUUAUACCAUUA